AGCCACUGAAGAUGAAAGUUGCUGUAGUUUUUGCCUUGUUUGCGCUGCUGGGCAGCAGUGCUGCCUUUUCGAUGGGACGUGCUGGUCCGCCUGUUCCUGUGCAGGCAUUUGAUCCUACCAAAUAUGAUCAUAUCUUUGCUCAGGUGCGUCCUGCAAAGAAUCCGCAUUUGGAAAUUGAAGUUGUGCACGAACAGCCCGUGCACCAGCAGAUUGACUUGGAGUUGGAUGUAAAGCAGCCUCAGCAUUUGGAGUUCCAAGUGCAGCAGCCUCAGCCACAUCAUAUGAAUGUGGAUAUUAAGCAGGAGCAGCCGCAGCAUCAGUUUGUGCAGGUGGAACUUAACCAACCCCAGCCUCAUCAUGUGAAUGUGGAAGUUAACCAUCCACAGCAGCCACAGCAUAUGACUGUGGAACUUCAAGCACCUAAGGGUCCACAGUACUUGAGCUUGGAUAUGCAAAAGCCACAGCAGCCGCAUCAUAUGAAUGUGGAGAUCCAGCAGCCACAGCAGCCCCAUCAUAUGACAGUUGAGUUGAAGCCAGAGCAGCCUCAUUAUGAGGUGGAACUCGCUGGCGAGCAUGGACAGCAGCACAUGGAAGUGCAGCUAGUGCACCAUAAUGCUCCAUUCAUGCCACAUACACAGCCGCUGCAGGUAGCACUGAUGCAUUAGGCCAGCAAAUUUUAUAUUUAAAGCGCGCAAUAAUUUGAUUGUCAAGUCUUUUGGGCUUCUGCAUAAAUAUAUAAAUGUCGCGCCACAGUUUGUAGUUUGCAA
This is a messenger RNA of Drosophila busckii, 767 nucleotides long. Its product is annotated as GATA zinc finger domain-containing protein 10-like. NCBI's taxonomy places the organism in Eukaryota, Metazoa, Arthropoda, Insecta, Diptera, Drosophilidae. The coding region runs from base 12 to 665 and encodes 217 amino acids. The transcript has a single exon. The record is from RefSeq and is a predicted model, not a curated record.